CCGCCACCCGACUUUGAACUCACGUCUUCCAGUGCCGGAAAUGUGCACUCACUUCGCCUCCUACGCUCUCUUUUGCUCGUUGAAUGCGGUGCAGUUGGCGUUGAUUCGGAAGUGCGUGAUGCUGCUUGUCGCUUGUUUCAAGAUCAUCUGACCGCAUUGACUACAUCUUCAGAUCUUCAUCUUCUGAAGCCGGAUAUUCGCACUGCGAUUUAUACGAUAGCAUGCUUUUCAAACGGCCAGGCUACAGUCGAUCAGUUAAUUAAGGUUGGUAGUUGA
Protopolystoma xenopodis is the source of this 276-nucleotide messenger RNA. The record is from the annotation of a GenBank genome assembly. NCBI's taxonomy places the organism in Eukaryota, Metazoa, Platyhelminthes, Monogenea, Polystomatidea, Polystomatidae.